Messenger RNA from Salmo salar (Atlantic salmon), 1900 nucleotides. NCBI's taxonomy places the organism in Eukaryota, Metazoa, Chordata, Actinopteri, Salmoniformes, Salmonidae. The record is from RefSeq and is a predicted model, not a curated record.
UUUGUGUUAUCAUGACUGUGAGAGAGGGAGGGACGGGAGAGGAGGAGGAGGAAGAGAGAGAAGAGAAGAAGGAGGAAGAGAGAGAGAUUCAACAAGAGGAGAAAGCUCAGUCAGUACCACACCGCUGAGAGGAACUCUACGCUAGAACACUACUCUUCUCCUCUAAUCCUCUACAGAGCCAGAUGAAGCCAAGUGUUCGUUCUUCAAACAGAUUAGCAUAUGGAGACAUAAGGGACAUCUUUAAAGGACUGUGCUACUUCUGCUCUAGCUGAGUUUGAGAGACCAGACACUCAAACAAGGACCAGCAGAGAGACAGCCCUCAUCCAGGACCAGCAGAGAGACAGCCCUCGUCCAGGACCAGCAAAGAGACAGCCCUCGUCCAGGACCAGCAGAGAGACAGCCCUCGUCCAGGACCAGCAAAGAGACAGCCCUCGUCCAGGACCAGCAAAGAGACAGCCCUCGUCCAGGACCAACAGAGAGACAGCCCUCAUCCAGGACCAGCAGAGAGACAGCCCUCAUCCAGGACCAGCAGAGACACAGCCCUCGUCCAGGACCAGCAGAGAGACAGCCCUCGUCCAGGACCAGCAGAGAGACAGGAAUUGAUUUUGACACCCCUGGCAUUGCAUACUGUAUGACUACAGUACAAACUGUAAUAUAUGUAGAGGACCUGUGGAACCUCUCUAGUGGAAUCCUGAACCCUGUGGAACCUCUUUAGUGGAAUCCUGAAUCACUGUGGAACCUCCUUAGUGGAAUCCUGAAUCACUGUGGAACCUCUUUAGUGGAAUCCUGAAUCACUGUGGAACCUCUCUAGUGGAAUCCUGAAUCACUGUGGAACCUCUCUAGUGGAAUCCUGAAUCACUGUGGAACCUCUUUAGUGGAAUCCUGAAUCACUGUGGAACCUCUCUAGUGGAAUCCUGAAUCACUGUGGAACCUCUCUAGUGGAAUCCUGAAUCACUGUGGAACCUCUCUAGUGGAAUCCUGAAUCACUGUGGAAUCUAGAACUAUCCUGCCUGGAAUCCUCCAUCUCUUCCCUGAACUGUUGAAUACGUUCUAGAACAGGUUCUAGAGUCAGAAUGGGUUCUACUGUUCCUGUUUGGUCCAUGUUGUUCGUACUGGUGGUGUUCCAAGCCUUCACAGUGGGACGGUGUCAGAGCCGCCCUGCCUCAGACCUCUAUCCAGACUUCCACAGUACAGACACCCCCCUGGGUCUACUACUGAACCCCCAAGAGCCCUCCUCAUCCCUGGGACUGAUACAAGACACCACAUCCCUGGACCUCCAUACCCCCAUCUCAUCCACACCUUCUCCUGACCCUGACCGUGGACACCAACAUCUCAAACAUGGACCCCGUCACUCCUCUUCCAACACGUCGUCUUGGGUAAUCCGUGUCCAGCCCAUAGUACCCCCUGUCUGCCACCAGGUGACCUUCAUAAAGACAGCCUUUAAAUACAUAAAUACGGUGAUUAGCUGUGUGAUAUUCAUGGUAGGGAUGGUGGGAAACGCCACUCUACUGAAGAUUAUCUACCUGAAUAAGACAAUGAGAAAUGGACCCAACGCCCUGAUAGCCAGCUUGGCCCUGGGGGACCUAAUCUAUAUCACCAUAGAUAUACCCAUCAACGUUUAUAAGCUCCUGGCUGGCUCAUGGCCGUUUGAUGACAGCUCCGUUGGUCUGUUCCUCUGUAAACUGUUCCCCUUCCUGCAGAAAGCUUCUGUUGGCAUCACUGUACUCAACUUGUGUGCCCUGAGCGUGGACAGGUAUCGUGCGGUAGCGUCGUGGAGCAGGGUCCAGGGUGUCGGUGUUCCCCUGUUAACAGCAGUAGAGAUCGUCUCUAUUUGGCUGUUAUCCAUACUGAUGGCUGUACCAGAGGCUGUAGGAUUCAACAUGGUCACCUUUGAGUACAG